CUAGGGAAAAAGUUAAAAGGAAAAUAUUACUUAUAAUAAUUUAAUUAAUGUUUUACUAAAUCGAUAUGUAAAAAAUAUGCAGAGUGUAUUUUAUUGACGGUGAACGGAUGCAGGGGGAAAACAGUAUUGACGGAGUCUAAACACUGUUUUCAUAUGGACGGAGUCCAAAUUUAACAAUUUGGACUCUUGACCACUACAAAUGGUCUCAACAACUGCAAUUUUGGGGGUGUUUGGAACUGAUUCUGCUUCUGCUUCUUUUUUAAAAGCAGAAGCAGAAUCAGAAUCAGUUUUCAGAAGCUGGUACCCCCAGCUUCUAAAAAAACUGAUUCUGAGAGUAAAUUAGAGCUCCAGAAGUGCUUCUGGAAUUUCACCCAAACACUCCAGCUUCUGUUCCCUGAAGGAGCAGAAUCAGUUUUGAGAAUCAGAUCCAAACACCCCUUUAUCAAUAUACGCUGCUUUCACUACUUCAGCUUGCCUGAUCAGGUCAAUUCUGGGAGAGUUCAAAACAUUGGCUAACCAGCUCUUGCCCGGAGACCUCUUGGAAAAGCUACUUUCAAAAUUCGGAGUCCUAAUCUGCAACUUCUCCUCCCAAACAAUUCUCAUCAUUGAUGAAAAGAACGGCUAUACCCCAAAUGAAAUCUUCGAAGCAGCUGAAAUUUAUCUCACAACAAAGCUGAAGCCCGCGGCAGGACGGCUCAAAAUCUCCAAGGCGCCCAGUGAGAAAAGCAUCUCGUUCAUCAUUAGCAGAGAUGAGAAGAUUAGCGACUCGUUUGGUGGCGUGGAAUUAGUCUGGGAAUUGAGAGUCACUUCCAGUUCUUCACCAGGGAGUAGUACGGAACAGCAAAGAUCAUUUGAACUCUCCUUCAACAAGAAAUUCAGUGAAGUUGUUAUCAGCUCAUACAUACCGUUCGUUCUGGAAAGAUCAAAGGCCAUACAAGAAGAAAACAAAUGCGUGAAGCUGAUGGCGUUAGGCAACUACAAUAACGAUGAGGUUAAUCUGGAGCAUCCGUCCACUUUUGAGACCCUAGCCAUGGAUCCUGAAAUGAAGAAGGAAAUCAUCGAAGAUUUGGAUAGAUUUGUUAGCCGCAGAGAUUAUUACCGGAGAGUUGGGAAGGCGUGGAAGAGAGGGUACUUGUUGUACGGACCUCCAGGAACAGGGAAGUCUAGCCUGAUAGCAGCCACGGCCAAUUAUCUGAAAUUCAACAUCUAUGAACUAGAUCUCUCUAGCCUAAACAGCAACUCAGAACUGCAAAGGCAGCUUUCCUCUACUAAAAACAAAUCCAUCCUUGUGGUUGAGGAUAUUGAUUGCAGCAUUGAUUUGCAGAACAGAAGUCUUGGAGAUUAUUGCAGCAAGCAGAAUAAUGAUCAAAGCCAUGAACAGGUUAAAUUAUACUCCAUCACACUCAUUUUAUCCACACAAAUCACUAUUAAAAUUUUAUGAAAUUUGAAUUAUUUUUUGCAGGCUUUGUAGCGCUUUUAACCUAGUUUCUGAAUAAGUAAACUUUAUUUUCUAAAAUUAAUUUGAGUGUUGACAAGGAUCAAGUUGCUUUAUCAUCGGUCAAACAUCGUAAACCGUAAAAUGUCUUAUAAUUCGAGAUGGGGAGUACUCUCUAAUCUUUUAAGAGAUCUCCAUUCCCUUAAACAUGUUUUUAGUGUUCUAUUCAGGUCCCUACAAAGUAUGCGCUUGUUUCUUCCCAAUAGUAUGAUGUUAAGACUUGUUUCUUCCCAAUAGUAUGUUGUUAAGACCCGGGGUUCCAUCCUAAAAGGUCAACCUUUUAGGAGGAGUAGCCUGAAGAUUAAUAUGUCACUAUAAUGCUACUCAAUUUUCCUGUGUGUGACAUUUAACACCCUCCUCACGACCAGACACUUCGUCUGGAUCGUGUCGUCAUUCAUUUUUUCAUCGGUUCAUCAAUUUUUUCUAUUGUGUUGUCAUUUUUCAUAAGGGACCUCACACCAUGGAUCGAUCUGGCUCUAAUACCAAGUUAAGACCCGGGGUUCCAUCCUAAAAGGUCAACCUUUUAGGAGGAGUAGUCUGAAGCUUAAUAUAGCACUCUAAUGCUACUCAAUUUUCCGGUGUGGGACAUUUGACAUAUGCGCUUGUUCCUACUAUGUUUGGGACAAAGGAGUGUGACACAACACUUAAGAAAAAAUGGAAUUGUAUGAUUGGUAUUGAAUUGAUAAAGUGGGAAUAAAGUAAUAAUGAAUUGUAACCAUUCAAAAAUUAUCAAAUAUGAUACGAGACAAACAUAAUGAGACGAAAGAAAAAGGUAAAAUAACAAAGUUGGGGCAGAGGGAAUAGUACUUUCUUUCUGGGGCCAUUCUUUCUCUAGCAUUCAGUUUAAUCACAAAACAGUCACGUCUACAUAAUUUUGAUUAGGGGUGGGCAUAACGGUUUGGUUUAACCGAACCGAACCGUACCAAACCGAACUAAACCGAACCGAAACCGAACCGUAUGCAAUUUGGUUUUAGUUUGGUACUAUUUCUUUCAAACCGUAUUAAACUGAACCGAACCGAACCGAAACCGAUAAAAACCGAAUAAAACCGAACCGAACCGAACAACACACACACACUUUGUAUUUAUCUUCACUCUUCAUUUUAAGAUAUAAAUAAAAAAUUUAGACAUGAAAAUGCAUAUUUAAGCAUAUACUCGUAUUAUUUUAACUUUUACACAUUUCAAACAUUCAUUAUGACAAAGUUAGCUAAUACGACAUAUUUGUAUUUAUUAUGGUUGGCGAUAUCAAUAGCAAAUUGUAUUUCUAUUUCUAUUUCUAUUUCUGUGUGAGUCUUUGGUUUAGUUUGUUUCAAUUGGUUUAGUUUGUUUCAAUUGGUUUAGUAGGUGAAGGCAGGUUGUUUAAGCUAGGUUCUAGUAUUUCAUUUAGUUGGAAUUUCAAUUGGCGGGUUGUUUAAGCAUGUGAAGGCGGGUUGUUCAAUUGGUUUGGUGAAGGUUGGUUCUAGUAUUUCAUUUAGUUGGAAUUUCAAUGAAAACAAAACAUUCAAAAUUACUCAUUUACUCAAAGUGGAUUGUAACAUAUGAAACAAGACAUAAUCAUUUUCAAGUUUAUAAACCGAACAUCAAACCGAACACCAAACCGAACCGAACCGAAUUUUUCCCAAACCGAACCGAAACCAAACCGAAAUUCUUUUGGUUUGAGUUUGGUACUAUUUUCCUCAAACCGAAUAAACCGAAACCGAACCGAAACCGAUAAAAACCGAACCGUAAACCGAUUCGCCCACCCUAAUUUUGAUCUUGCAUAAUUUUGUACUCCGUAUUUCAUAGUCAUUGAAACCUAUAGGGGCUAUAGUAUAAUAAGUAAGGACAGGAGUACAUUUGUUGUCUACACUUUUUGUCUAUAUUCAUGCGUGUCAUGCAAUUACCAAUUAUUGGGUGUUAAAAGUUAAAUGUAUCCUUUCAACAUCCAAUAUUUGCUUCACACAUGAAAGUGGGCAAAAAAAAGGAAUAAAAAUACAUUUAUUAUAUUUAUUGUAUCAUAAAAAGUAAUUGUGAUGAGAACCGAAAAUAAUAAUCAAUGGUAGAAACCGUUGCCCGUAAUCAAAAGGUUGAAAUCCAUUUUUAUUAAUUGAUAAGCCAGAAUUAAUCCUAACAAGGGGUUUAAAUACCCAUCGACUAAUUCCCAAACUAGGAAACAGCAUCAUAGAAAUCCCAAUCAACUCCAAAUAGGAAACAAAAUUGUUGGGAUAUUAGGCCUUGGCCCGAUACAGGCCCAAAUAUCCCUGAAGGCCCAAAGUACACGCUGACCAGCAACAAAGAUAGCCACUUCAGGAUAGACAUCCGGCGGUCCCACACGAGAGUUGCCGUAUGGCCCAUUUCCCUCACUUGGGUCAUUCUUGCUAGUCCAGCAACCGCCCAAGCCAGGACUCGCCCAAUCAAUUGGCGAGAAACCUCAAAAUUGGCGAGAAGCGCAUUUAAUGCACUAGAUAUGGAAGAUUUUAUGGUGGGGGAUUCAUCCACUCAGGGUCGGCCACGUCACCCCUCCACCUACUUACUUGUAGUAUAUUUAUUUCAUUGUAAGGGACUAAGGGGUUAGCAACUUUGUACUCUUAAGCUAUGUUGCACGGAUACGGAUACGCCGAUACGCGGAUACGGGUACGGCGAUACGGCACUUUCAAAAAUUAUAGGAUACGGGUACGGGGGUAUAUUUAUAAAUAAUAAAAAUAUAGGGUAUAAUUUGCAAAUAUAUAUAAUUCAGGGGUUCAUAAAUAAAAUAAUAAUAAUAGUACAAAAAAUUAACUAUUAUAAUAAAGUUUCAAAGAUUAGUCUAAAAACUAAAGUAUUGAUAUUUUGAUUUAAAUUCAAAUAAUUGUUUUUUGUUCUCUAUUUGCAUUUACAUCCAAGUCUUGUUUCAAUUAAAUAUCAUCAAACAAUGAAAUGUCAAAUUAUAGUAUUUCAUUAUUUUUCAUACUCCCGAAACCAUCUUUAUCAAUGUUCCACAUGUUGUGGUCGCUUGGUUGGCUACUAAAUUUUCGUCAUGUCGUGUAUAAAAUGAGGGGUUAUAGGUUCAGAUACGCGUAUCGGUUCACGGAUACGGGUAUCGGAAGUAUCGGUAUUUUUAAAAUUAAGCCCGAUACUUUUAUUAAAUUACGGAUACGGACCCAAUACGUACAGGACGGGUAUCGGUGAGUAUCGGAUACGGAUACGUAUCGGAUACGCGAUACGGCAUUGAUGUGAAGUAUCGGUGCAACAUAGCUCUUAAGCAUUAGACUUCUCUCUAGCUUCGUCAAUAGCACUAGCUUAAUCUAGAGGGCCAGAGCUAGGGAUGGACCCGGUCUGCUUCCGGUCCUAGACCGGCCAGUUCUGGGUUGUAUUUAUGAAGAUCGGAACCGAACAUUGUUGGCUAAAGGGUCAAAUAGGCCCAUGUACCCGUCCGGAAUGCUCAAUUCGCCCCCUGAACUAAAAAAAGCUUCAAUUGACACCCUAAACUGGAUAAAAAGUUUCAAAUUUGACAAUUCAGAGGUAACCAUCCUGUCAGCGCCACGCCAUCAAAUCAUGUGCCAACUGUUCAUCUCAUGUUGCAACUGCAGGGGGUUAAAUAAGCCCCUAAAUCCAACCGAAUUGUUAAAAUCACUCCCUCAACCGUUAGAAAGUGUCAAAAUUACGAAAAAUAAAAAAUAAAAAAUAAAAAUAAAAAAUACAAAAAUAAAUAAUGUGCAGUUCGAAAAUAUUAAAUAUAAAAAUGAAAUAUUUGUAUUUUACAUUAAAUUCAAAAUAAAAAUAAAAUAUAAACUAAAAUAAUUUCUUUACCUUUAUUUUCAAAUAUUUUAUUUAUAUUGUAUAUAAAAAAAUGUGAAAGUUAUACGUACAAAUAUACAUACACACAUAUUU
Messenger RNA from Cuscuta epithymum, 5341 nucleotides. The record is from the annotation of a GenBank genome assembly. Lineage: Eukaryota; Viridiplantae; Streptophyta; Magnoliopsida; Solanales; Convolvulaceae.